UGCCCGGGCUUGUUCCGCAGGACAAACCGGGGCAAGCGCACGGUGCCUGCCCGGCCGUGGCGCAGCACCCGCCGCGACCCCCUCCGGGGCCAGGGGGGUCCCCGGCAGCCCUGCCGGCCGGGCUCGGGCGGGUCCGGCGGUGCCAGCUCCUGGUUUGCAGCCAGGUUCCGCCCUGCGGGGCCGCCCCCCGGCCCGCCCGUCCCCGCCCCGCCGGCGUGGCUCCGCGGCCGCGCAUUGUGCGCCAGCCGCUGCCCGGGCGGAGCUCUGGGAGGGGUCGUGGCCACCCAGCAGCCCCGACCCCGCCGGGCCGGGCCUCGCCGCAGCUCUGCCCUCGGGGGCGCCGUCCGGGCUCGGGCGCGGUCCCUGGGAAUGCUGGAGCUCGGGCUCGCAGGUUUUGCUCCCUGCGUGAGUGUUCAGUGUUUGUGCGGACACUGCUCUUCUUCUCUUCCAGUCUGCAGUAGCGAUCUCAGAGGUGACUUUUUUGCAAGGGCCUGACUUUUUUCAACCAGUUUGUAUUGCCUGUCAAGAAUUUUCAUGUUGAUUCUUGGAAACCUGCUGGAGAGUCUUCCCUGUUUACUAUUCAGUCCUGUUUUCUUCUUCCUUUAGCAGGUUGAAGUUCAUGAGUUCGCCCAGCCUCAGUGAUCUGGGCAAGAGAGAGCAGGCAGCCUUGGAUGAGCGGGGGACCCAGCAGCGCCGGGCCUGCUCCAACGCUACCUGGAACAGUAUCCACAAUGGAGUGAUAGCAGUAUUCCAGCGUAAGGGUCUCCCAGACCAUGAGCUGUACAACCUCAAUGAAGGAGUCAGGCAAUUACUGAAAACAGAACUGGGAUCAUUUUUCACUGAGUAUCUGCAGAAUCAGCUGCUCACAAAAGGCAUGGUGAUCCUAAGGGACAAGAUCUGGUUUUAUGAAGGGCAGAAGCUGCUAGACACCUUAGCUGAAACAUGGGAUUUUUUCUUCAGUGAUGUGCUGCCCAUGCUGCAGGCUAUUUUCUAUCCCGUGCAGGGAAAGGAGCCCUCGGUUCGGCAAUUGGCUCUUCUGCAUUUUAGGAAUAUAAUUACCCUCAAUAUCAAAUUGGAAGAUGCAUUAUCCCGUUCCAGAGCCAGAGUUCCACCCUCUAUUAUUCAAAUGCUGUUAAUACUUCAGGGGGUUCAUGAGUCAAAAGGUGUGUCUGAAGAUUAUUUGAAACUGGAAUCCCUGAUCCAGAAAGUUGUUUCUCCUUACUUGGGCACGUAUGGUCUGUAUUCCAGUGACGGACCCUUCACGCACUCUGCCUGUAUCUUGGAGAAGCGGUUCUUCAGGCGUUCCAAGUCGGGGGACAUCCUUGCCAAGAACCCCGUGGUGCGGUCCAAGAGCUACAACAAUCCGCUGCUGACGCCGGUGGCCGAGUAUGAAACGGAGGGCAUGGCUGCCAACGGAACCGGCAUCCGAAGGCACUCGGUCUCAGAAAUGACCUCCUGCUUGGAGCUCCAGGGGUACUCCAACCUCACCACCAUCAUGGACAACGGUUCCAAGAGCUCCGUGACAACCAUGAAAAGCUCACUGCCAGGAGACCAGGAGAGGCCCAGCACUGGGUCAGUGCAGUGCUCCAGCAAACUCAGCGCAGCUGAGCAGCAGAAAGGACUCUUCCAUUCAAUUGGCGACCCACACAGGUCUUUUGAGCUAGACAGAGACACUUCCUUACUUCCAGUUCCCUCUUCCAGCCCUGAGAACAUAGUGGAUCAGAUUUUGGAGUCCAUCGACUCUGAUUCUGAAGGCAUUUUCAUUGAUUUUGGCAGAGGCUGUUCCAAUUCAUCAGCAUACAAUGUGGAUGUGAACAGACAGAGCAUUGUGUGAAGGAUAUUAGGAGACAAACUAUGGGGUUUAAUACUAUAUAUGAAAGUUACUAAGACAGUGUGUCGGACUGUGGGCAGGCUGUCUGUGCCUGGGCAGAUCGUGGCUGUACUGAACAAACACAGUUUGUUUAUAGCAGGUGGGAAUCUGCUGAGGGGGAAGCAACUCCAGCUGCUUUUCCCCAUCCUUGUCACCCUGCAGAUGGAUUUCCUAUUUCUUUUUAAACUUAGGGGUUCACAGACUCACAAGUGUCUGGUAAAACACUAUUAUAGUGCAGCUGGCAGUGUUUGUUCAGGGAAACAGCUCAGCAAAUAGCUGUGCUCACUUCUAAUUUUCUGAAGAGGUUUCCUGCAGAUGGUAGGUUGUUCUCUAAACUGUAACACCUCAGCCAGAAUAGAAACAUAUCCUUUAAAAACAAACAAACAAAUAAAAAGGCUUUUGGCUUUCAUGCCACAGAAUACAAUAAUAAAGAAGUCUCUUUUAAUCUUUUUCUUGUACAUCCUUGUAUGCACUCCUUUGCCUAAUGGUGACUUAGAGUUGUUGAAGAAAGGCAAAUAAACAGAAAUGUGCUUCCUGAUGUCACACAAUGCCUAGUGUCUCAUUUUCUGUUCCACUGUUUCCUCAGCCAGUACCUUGUGUCUGGGAGGGUUGUCUCAAAAUUGGGUUUCAAAACCAAAAUUAAUUUGCUCUGAAUGUGGCACUUCUGAGAAAUCUGUACUCUCAGCUCCUGAAGCAUCUGUUGUAUGGAGAGACUCCAUCAUAUUUCAACUUACUUGUUUCCUAAAUAAAUGAAAAUUUGGCCUCUCAGGGAAAUCCUCAUUAUAUACUUAUAUUCUUACAGAAAUACCACAAUGCAUCUGCUGUCAGUUAUGGUUUUGGGAAGUGUGAACUGUCCAGCUCUUCUUAUCCUGAGCACACGCAGCUCUUUGAUUCUCCCUUGCAGUGACACAGAGGUGUAAAAGCUGGAUCAGUAGUUUUGCAGAGGAUUGAUGCAUAUGAUACCAAGGCGAAGCAGAAAUCCUGCUGCACAAUGCAGUUUUGAUCAGGGGGUUUGCAGUGAAGGCAACUCCAUUUUGUAUCUGUGCUUUGGUGGAAGGAGUCAGCUGGUAUCUCCUGAGCUGCCCGCCCUCUCCUUGCUGGACAGCAUGAUGAGCUCUCAGUCUCAAGGAACUCUUGCCUUAUUUGGCCCUGUGGAAACCACAGGAGAGAGUGGAGCUCUUGCUGAAAUUGGAUCCAGUAUAGGACAAGAGUGAUGAUUUCCAGAAGUGUCCUGAAGUGCCACCAUGCUGGCACCAUCAGUCUCUACCCUUGUUCUUUCUGACAAACACUGUUCUGUUUCCUAAAUGAUUAUUUUAUUCAGAAAAAAAGAGUGUCCACAGCCUUGUUCUAAGGACACGGUGCAGGGAGGAAAAGGUUCAAACCCUUACAUAAAAAUAUAACCCCAAACAUAACAAACAUAGUGCCUCCACACACCUUCAUCCCUCAAGGAACUUUAAAUGUUUUAAGAGUCAUAAGCAUAUUUAUUACUGGGGAAUGUUUAAGCACAGUUUCAGUGGAGGAAAGAAGAGGACUGCUAGGACCCUUCCCGCUGGAGGUUUUGCAUGGUUAGUGUCUUCUGCCCUGAUGGAAAACCUUGGCAUACAGGAUUCCUCUGAUGGAAUCCUCUGGCAAUUAACUAGCUGGCAAUUAACUAGCUUUUCCCACCUUGCACACAUGGAGAUAGUGAAUAAAAAUCCUUCUCUGUUUGUGUUAGAAGUUAUUUAGACACUGGGUUCAAGAGAGGGACUGCAUGAGAGAAAUUCUCCUAACAGCCACCUCAGAAAGCCUCAAGAAGGAAAUAGCCUUGUCUUCAGUGUUUCCACUUAUCCAAGACAGGCUUGGGUUCACUUCACCUUCUCACAUGCACUGUUAGGGGACCUGGCUGUCCUGGGGUACUGGGGCAUUGCAGCCCAGCACAUCCAGUUAGCUUUUGCAUUGCCAGCUGUUAGGAGGGAGGUCUUCAAAGUCACAGCUCCAGCAGCAGCAUGAGAAGGAUCUCCUAGAGGUUUUAUGACCAGCACUUAAGCUCUUCAGAAGAUAGAGUCCAAGAUCACUUCACUAGGGCUACUCAGGAGAAGGACAGAAAAGAGAAAUUCAUUCAGCCUAGCCUCACCCCCAGAACUUUGAUUGCCAGCUGAGGUAGGGUUAAAUAAGUAUUUAAAGAGGUUGGGUUCACUCACACCUCCUGGGAUUCAUUACCUCUUGUUAGAAUGAGCUAUGAGUUCUGCUGAGCUGAAGUAAAAGGCUUAUGUUUGUCCACUUCAGGAUGAAGAGGCUCUCAGUUGGCUUCAGUUAAGGUCUGUGCUGGAGGGUGGGAGGAAGGUCCCUGCUGGUUGCCGUGUCCUCGGUGGGCAGAGAGCUGUGACCUUGGCCGGAUGGGCUGGUUCCUGGGUGUUUUCAUCCUGACAUCACCAAACCCUCAGGGUUGCUGAAUUAGGGCUCUUACCUGUAUGGCCCAUGAAAUGUCCCAGAAGCUGAUUGAUGUCUUGGUGCUCUUGUUGUGUUCACUUUGGCUGUGCUUCAGGCUUCUCUCCCUGGGCUCUUGCAGUUGCUGUAUCUCUUGGAUGCUGUGCAGGAUGGAAUCAGGCACCCAAACCUCAGGUUCACCUUCUCCCUGCCCCUCUACGCUGGUCGUGUGGCACAGCACAUCCUGGAGCCAGCUGUUUCUGUAUUCCUGACUUCUCUUCACGUCAGGCACUCGUGGCUUGGAGCGCAGGAGCUGGAUAUGUCACUUCACCGUGUCAGGAUGGGAAAAAAGGUCUGCAGACCUUCCUACAAUGGGGUGCAAGUGCAAAGAACGAGGAGGCAGAGGAAGACUGGACUUGGGAAUCAGGACAGUUUUCUUGGCUUUAAAAAAGCUUGAAUGGCACUUCAAGACAUUUAUAUCAGACCUGGUUUAGUUUUAUUACCCUUUUUUAAAUGCUGCUGUGAUGUGCAACAAAAACCUGUCUUCCCUCUGCUUGGAACAGCUGAGAGAUGGAACUAAACCCCAAAGGAUUUUCUGCUCAGGGAUUAUAUGUGAGUUUUAUUGGGAAUUCUCUGAGAAAUCUGAUAGAUUGUUCUUGAAUGUGGCCCUGAGGGUAGUUGAGCAUGGCAGUCCAGACCUGCAAACAGGCAGUGCCAGAGCGAGAGCCUUUGAAAUGUAAACCAGGCUGUAUUUAGAUAAUUGAAUCACAACUGUGUGCUGUGCCCAGGUCCUUUGUACAAAUACUGUACAGGGAAAAACCAGAACUGCACAUUGCUUGUGAUAUGUAUGGAAUUUUGGGGGCGUUAAAUAAAAACGAGAUGCAAAUGAUAGAA
Messenger RNA from Passer domesticus (house sparrow), 5170 nucleotides. RefSeq names its product proline rich 5 (gene PRR5). The record is from RefSeq and is a predicted model, not a curated record. Bases 620 to 1834 code for a protein of 404 amino acids. The transcript is spliced from 15 exons. Gene Ontology annotation, cellular component: TORC2 complex. Gene Ontology annotation, biological process: TORC2 signaling. NCBI's taxonomy places the organism in Eukaryota, Metazoa, Chordata, Aves, Passeriformes, Passeridae.